GUUGCACUUCCGCCACUGCGGGUGAGACAGGAGGACGGUAAAAGAAAGGGAAUGUGGAAUAAGGGAUAAAGAAGGACCGUUAAUCAAUGAGAAUCGCCUACACGUUGUGAUUUGUUUUAGUAUAGUUAUAGUGUAUCUCAGUAUUAGGGUUGUAUCUUUCAACCUCCCAUACAUUUAUUGAGAUAUAUUUUGAAUAUUUAACGUAAACGUUACAUCGUACUCAGCUGAGCUACCGCGCUAGCUGGGUAGGAAGCUACUAGCUGGUAAAUCUAACAACGUUACAGCGCGAGAUGGGUACAAGAUCAAGUCGUUUACCAGAAGAGGCUGUAUCGACGACUUUUGAUAAGGACGGACUUAAGCGAGAGUCAUGUCGACGUCUUCGAAGCAACAGGCCCACAAGCCUUAUGGUUGAUUUUUCUGGUAGUUUUGAGCAUGAUUCGGAAGCUAAUCGUAGCCGCUCGGAGGAAGGAAGCGACUCGGACACAGGGCAGCAGGCAAGUGCUGAAGGAAGCCCUGCUGACCAUCACAUCUCCCCGUCACUUGGCAGUCAGGACACACCAUCAGAUGAUGCCGUGGUUAACCACGAAGGCGACACCAGCCCCGGAGACGCAAUUAACAACGAAGCUGUGGCUGAAGAGGAAACAGGCCGCGUUCCUCACCGCACUUUCUCCGAACGUUUGCCGGGUGGUCGACACAAUUCUGGGCGCAACGUCACUGCUAGAUCCGCACGAGUGAGAGGUGCCCAUUCACGUCCAGUGUCGGAGGCAUGGAUUGGGCUUUACAGAGUGAACAAUCGACAUGGCACAAUCCGCUGCCCAUUUUGCUCCAAGCCGUUCCCUGGAGGCAGGAUUGAGGAACACCUGUUGAGCUGUCUCACCUCUCCCCCUCUUCCAUACAAUACUGACGUCCUGGCGAAGGACAGUGGUGAGUGUUCCAUAUGCCUGGAGGAUCUGCUUCAGGGAGAGACCAUCGCACGUCUGGCCUGCCUGUGUGUCUAUCACAAAAGCUGCAUUGACUCCUGGUGCAAGGUGAAACCCUGUUGCCCAGAACACCCCUUUGACUGACAUGUUUAUUCCCUGCAAUUGCUGUCUCAGGACCCCACUUCUGGCCAGAAAAAGGUAAAAAAUGAUCGGGCAGCAAGAAAAAAAAUGGACUUCAUUGUAUUAGCUGACACUGAACAUUUCUGCUCCCGUGAAACCUGAAUCAACUCCCUUCUGGCUUGGCUGUAAAAUCCUGGACUUUUUUUCUCCCCUCCUGAGGUGCUUGCUGGGAAUGAGGGCUGUGGAGUAGGGGAGGGUAGUGGGACAUCUUCUCUGCUUGCCUUUACUUGGACCUGUCCUCUCUAAAGCUUGCAAUGUGACCGUAAAAACAAAAAAGAAAGGUAACUGAUAAGGAAACAGUGGGUGUGUGCUUACAAGUAGAUCACCUCUGGCAAUCUGACUGCUAAGGUAUCUCACCUGGCAAGAGCGCGAGAGAUGGGAGAGGGUGGUUUGGGGCCUGGCUAAAGUUUUAUUCUACAUGGAAUGCCUCAUGAGAUGCAUCACACGAACGAACUCGGCUGAUGUAACGUUAUCCAGAGGACUAUUUCCUUAUUUGGGUGUCAAACCAACAUGGACCCCAGAGUUGAGAAUUGUAUGCGUAAUUGUUUUGCACAGUGUUGUUCUUAAGGCAUGAUGCUGAGACUGCCGCUACUGGGAAUUUUUUUUUUUUUUUUUUUUUUUUUUUUUCAAAAUGGUUGCUGGACAGAUGGGGAGGGAGGGGACAAAUGUUUUAGUGGGGGAUGGUUGUGGGGUUUUGUGUGUGUGUGUAAUUUCUUUUAGCGACACAACACAUUUCAUAAGUGGUGUGUCAUUUCACAUGGUUUGACUUGGGGAAAAUGGCUUGCACACAGCAUUUUUUUGAACAUAGAGAUUGAGAAUGUUCUUUGGUUGUGUUUCACGACAUGGAUCCCAGUACUCCUUAAGUCAAGCAGCAUCAACACUUUUGGUUGCUACCGUCAUGGAUGUGCCCUGGGGAAAAAAUUCUCAGGAUGUCCAUCUAACCCCACAGAGGCUAAGAGGUUGAGGUGGGCAUGGGUGCGGGCCACAGGGACGAGUGGGGCACACCAGUGUCCUAAUGAGCUGUGGCCUGCCUCCUUGUUGGGUAGUCUGGAGAUGAAAAAUGCCCUCGUGGAGUUCAUGACCCCUGACUAAUCUAGCACCAGGGACUCCUGCCUGCUCUUGUCUGGUCCGUGUUCUGCUUUUGGAGAGUAGUAGGGGAGGCAUUUGCUGGCCCUCCCCUCCCUUGCCCCUGAGCCUCUGUUUCAUGUCUGUGGAAAACCGUGUUCCCUUAGCGGUCAUCCCUUAACCAGUUCGGUUCAGCAGUGGCGAGUUGUCACAAUGUUUUCACACGUUUUGUAAGUCAUAGCUGCUCUGCUCUGAGGGGGGACAUCAGGAACAGUUGGGGGCGGGAGGGGGUGACUGUAGUGGCUUUAUUCCCUCACCCUUGCAGUUCCCAAGUGGCCCUGGUAUCUACUUCAAAAUGCACCACCCCCCACCCAUGAACUCCAUAAGAGACACAGAAUGGAGGAGUCGCAGCAUUGAAAACAAAUGUUUUCUAAGUAUUAUUAUUAUUAUUAUUAUCAUUAUUAUCAUUGUUGUUGAUAUUCUUAUUAUUCCCAUUCGGGUUGAGCUUAGUGGUGGUGGUUGUUUUCAUCCUUCCAUUGCUUGCCUCUGGCCAUGCGUGCUGCAGUGAAGCGUGCUCUGUUCAGGCUGCGCUCAGAGGUGCUAGCCCACAGAGGGUCCCCUGUGCAUGUUCCUCUUCUACUGGAGAACUCGAGGAAAGCCAAAAGUGUGUGUGUGUGUGUGAGCGAGAGAGGAAGGACGGAGAGAGUGAUCGUAUGAAAUUCAUAUUUUGCUGUCAAAGGCUUUUAUUGCUUGAGGAUGUUGUAGAAAAAAAUGUGGAAAAUCUUAUGAUUCAAAAUGUUUCCCUUGAUGUUUUCAUUUAACUGAUGUGGUGCAAUACCUCACUAUUUUAAAUUUACUAACCUGGGGAUCGCUAACUCCAAGAAUGAUUUAUUUUUGUGGAUUUUUUAAGUAAGAGUGAAAUGCAUUGUUGAUUAACGUUCCUGAGGACUUUGUCCUCUGUGAUCUGUAAGGUGUCUGAUGACCAUGAUACUAACGAAUGGGUGUUGUAAAAAUCACAUUGGCGAUAUUUAAGAAUUGACAAUCUGCCUUCUCUCAGUUAAAGAACAAUUGAGUAUUUAUUUAUUAAAUUGUAAAUAUGUAUGGCAAUUCAAAAUACCUUUUGUCUCUUGUUUGUUCAUUUUACUGUUUUUUAUGCCCAAAUAUUUUGUAUGUCUGAAAGAGUGUUUUAUAUGUAUUUUUUACAAUAAAUAUGCUUAAUGUGUGAACUGUUAA
Alosa sapidissima (American shad) is the source of this 3398-nucleotide messenger RNA. RefSeq lists its product as uncharacterized. The transcript has 5 exons. Bases 291 to 1064 code for a protein of 257 amino acids. The record is from RefSeq and is a predicted model, not a curated record. NCBI's taxonomy places the organism in Eukaryota, Metazoa, Chordata, Actinopteri, Clupeiformes, Clupeidae.